AUAUAUAGACACUAGCUAGUAGGAUAUGGCUUCAUACCAUGUUUCAUUUCCAUGGCUCUAUUAGUCCUCUACUUGUCCUAUAUUUUCUCCUUUGUCCUCUUAACCCUUAUAGUACAAAAGAUAAGAAAGAAGAAAAGUUACUCAACUUAUAACUUACCACCUGGGCCAAUAAAGCUACCUAUUAUAGGAAAUAUACACAAUCUUUUAAGCUCUCAACCCCAUAAAAAAUUAAGAGACUUGGCCAAAAAAUAUGGACCCUUGAUGCAUCUUCAACUUGGAGAGGUUUCUACUAUUAUCAUUUCAUCACCUGAGUGUGCUAGUGAAGUAAUGAAAACACAUGAUAUUAACUUUGCAUCAAGGCCUCAAAUCUUAGCUACAGAAAUAAUGUCUUACAAUACCACAAAUAUAGCUUUUGCACCUUAUGGUAAUUACUGGAGACAGCUAAGAAAAAUCUGCACAUUGGAGCUUUUAAGCCUUAAAAGGGUGAACUCAUACAAAUCAAUUAGAGAAGAAGUGUUCUUCAAUCUUGUCGAAAGGAUUGGUUCGGAGAACGGAUCUGUCGUCAACCUCACUCAAGCUGUAAUUUCUUCGAUAUACACGAUUGUUUCGAGGACCGCCUUUGGUAAUGAAUGCAAAGACCAAGAGAAAUUUAUAUCAAUACUGAAACAAUCAAUAAAGGUUGCAUCAGGUUUUAACUUAGGAGAUUUGUUUCCUUCUUCUAAAUGGAUUCAACAUGUUACUGGUUUGAGGCCUAAGCUUGAGGAGUUUCAUAGACAAACUGAUCAGAUAGUGGAAAACAUUAUCAAUGAGCAUAGAGAGGCAAAGUACACAAAAGCCAAAGAUGAUCAAGGUGAAGUAGAAGAAGAUCUAGUAGAUGUUCUCUUAAAAUAUGAGGAUGGUAGCAACCAAGAAUUUUCAUUAACAAAGAGCAAUAUCAAGGCAAUUAUCAUGGACAUUUUUGGUGCUGGAGGUGAGACAUCAGCAAGCACAAUAGAUUGGGCCAUGGCAGAAAUGGUAAGAGAUCCAAGAAUAAUGCAGAAAGCAAAAACUGAGGUGAGAGAGGUUUUCAAUAUGAAAGAAAAGGUUGAUGAAAAUUGCAUCAAUGAACUCAAUUAUUUGAAAUUAGUUAUCAAAGAAACCCUAAGGUUACACCCUCCGGCACCUCUUUUGCUACCAAGAGAAUGUAGUAAAGGUUGUGAGAUACAUGGUUAUCACAUACCAAGUAAGAGUAAGGUGUUGAUAAAUGCAUGGGCAAUUGCAAGAGAUCCAAACUACUGGAUUGAACCAGAGAGGUUUUAUCCUGAAAGAUUCAUAGACAGCACUGUUGAUUAUAAAGGGAAUAAUUUUGAGUAUAUACCCUUUGGUGCAGGAAGAAGAAUGUGUCCAGGAAGCACAUUUGGUUUGAGAAAUGUUGAGGUGGCCCUUGCAAUGUUGUUGUAUCAUUUUGAUUGGAAACUUCCCUGUGGAAUCACAAGUGAAGAAAUGGACAUGACUGAGGAAUUUGGAGUCACAGUCAGAAGAAAAGAUGAUCUCUUAUUGCUUCCUUUUGCUUAUAAUCCUCUGCAUGUUACAUGAGCUUCUUAAGAAGAAACUGAAACCUUUGGCAGUUUGCAGUUUAGUAAUACUAGUAAUCUAUCUAUUAUAUCUAUUAUAUAUAUUUAAAAUAGACUCCGCUCAUCUCAUACUUUUUUCUCCAGAUAAACAAGCAUUUCUCAAUUCAGUCAUAAAGCUGACGUGUACAUUAUCGUAGAGAGUUUUAUUUUCUAAAUAGUUUUUCCACAAAUUAUAUAAAACAUCCACUAUCUUAUACUAUAUCUAUUAUUUAAAUAAGAUUUCAUAACUUUUACUCAAA
This is a messenger RNA of Cicer arietinum (chickpea), 1852 nucleotides long. Its product is annotated as cytochrome P450 71D9-like. Gene Ontology annotation, molecular function: heme binding; monooxygenase activity; iron ion binding. The record is from RefSeq and is a predicted model, not a curated record. NCBI's taxonomy places the organism in Eukaryota, Viridiplantae, Streptophyta, Magnoliopsida, Fabales, Fabaceae.